CUGAAAAAACAAACAUGCACCAGUUCUCUUUGCUUCUUUUAAUUCUUUGUUUCCCCAAUACACACACCACACCCCGCUUAGAUCGGAUCUUUCUCAACAAACCACUCAAAACAACAACAAAACAAAACCCAAAAAAAAUAAUUUUUUGAUAUAUACAAAAAAAUAGACCAAGAACUUUCUCUCCCAUAUUUUCUUGCAGAAAAAGAUUGAUGCUUUUGCCAAAUUCAUGGGUUAAAUUUAUAUUGAAUGAUUUUAUUGUCAAAUAUAGGUUGUUGGGUUUUUGAUAAUGGGGAAUGUAACAGCAAGUGUAGCUGCAAAAUUUGCAUUUUUUCCACCAGACCCACCAACAUAUGAAGUAUUUAAAGAUGAAGAAGAAAGUAGUAGGCUUUGUUUCAGUGGAAUAACAGCUGAUAAGAAUGUGAAUGUUCAUUUAUUGGAUACAAAAGGUGGUAAUAAAAUUGUAGCCACUUUUUGGAAACACCCAAAUGGGAGAUUUACUCUUCUUUAUUCUCAUGGAAAUGCUGCUGAUUUGGGACAAAUGAUUGAUCUUUUUGUUGAGCUUAGAGCUCACCUCCGUGUUAAUAUUAUGUGCUACGAUUAUUCGGGAUAUGGUGGAUCAUCGGGUAAGCCAUCGGAGUUCAACACGUACUAUGACAUCGAAGCUGUCUAUAAUUGUUUGAAGAGCGAAUACGGCAUUAAGCAGGAGGAUAUUAUUUUGUACGGACAAUCUGUUGGCAGCGGGCCAACACUACACUUGGCGUCUCGCUUACAGAGGUUAAGAGCCAUCGUUCUUCAUAGUGCUAUACUUUCAGGAAUACGAGUUCUAUAUCCUGUAAAGAUGACAUUCUGGUUUGACAUUUUCAAAAAUAUAGACAAAAUACAAAAAGUCAGCUGCCCAGUUUUAGUGAUCCAUGGUACAGCAGAUGAGGUUGUUGAUUUUUCACAUGGUAAGCGUUUGUGGGAACUCGCCAAAGAGAAAUAUGAUCCGUUAUGGGUUGAAGGUGGAGGACAUUGUAACCUGGAGACAUUUCCUGAGUACAUUAAGCACUUGCGCAAAUUCGUUAAUGCAAUGGAGAAACACUCGUUUUCUAAACGAAACAAGGCACGGCUUUCUCAAGCCCCAAGUAUAACCGAAUCCAAACACAACAGAUGCUUAAGAUUUGGAAAGAGAUGAAAUGAUUUGUUCUAGUUAUUACUAAGAAGUGUUGCACAGGAAUUAGCUGCUUUUUCGCGAAAAUAGAAAAGGUUCGCGUUUAUUACAGCAACAUAACUGAUUUAAGUACUGGCUGUUUUAACACCGAUGUUACCAACUCAAGAUUCUGCUGCUGAGCUUGUUUCGUCGUUUGCUAAAGAUUGAGGUAACGCGAGUAAGAUUUAGCCAGUUCGUUACAGAUUGCUGCUCACUUGAUUAGUUUAUGUGUUGGACAAGAACAGUUGACUUGUCUGUUAAUGUAACAGUGUGUAUUUUCCCCAGAAAAGAUUAUGGUUAGACUUAAUGCAACUCUCUGUACACUAGCAAUCUCAGUGUUUUAAGUAGAGACCACAUUUUCUUGGCAAUAGAGAUGCAAAUUUAUUUGCAUGUAUCA
Messenger RNA from Nicotiana attenuata, 1586 nucleotides. RefSeq names its product protein ABHD17B-like. The transcript is spliced from 5 exons. Bases 287 to 1174 code for a protein of 295 amino acids. Lineage: Eukaryota; Viridiplantae; Streptophyta; Magnoliopsida; Solanales; Solanaceae. The record is from RefSeq and is a predicted model, not a curated record.